AUGAAGAUUUUUAUCAAAAGCGAAAAUAAUCGCACACUAGAGUUCAAAGUUGAGCCACAUUGCAGUAUCGGCUACAUAAAAACAAUGAUAGAAAGCCACUUAGGAAUUCCAGCCCAGGACCAGAUCCUUAAAUUUGUUCUGAACGAUUCUGAGCUGAUAUUAGAUGACGAAUAUAAUUUAGAAUUUUAUGGAAUUGCGAAUCACUCUUGUCUAUGCUUAAGACUCCCUAAUGAAAGAAGGAUACAGAGCCAAAAUCUGAAUGGAAGCAGAAUUAUCCCAGUAAUUGAAAAUAUCAGAAGUCAGUCUUUCAAUGUCUUUUCCACUGUAGAUCCUUUAGAAGGAUUUUUCAACCUUUGCAAAUCAGGCAACUAUCGUGAAAUUGCAAGGGAACUUGAGUACAACCAAGAAUUAGCCAUGACCUAUAGCUCUGAAGGAUGGACUUCUAUCCAUUAUGCAGCAUAUAACAACUAUACGCAACUUAUGGAACUGUUAUUUGGGUACAAAAUAAAUGUAAAUCAAUUGACACGAGAUGGAAAUUGGGCUGCUCUACAUUUAAGCUGCAUUAAAGGGCAUUUAGCAGCUACAGAUUUAUUGUUGAGACAUAAAAAUAUUAUUGUAGAUAAUGAGACUGAUGCGAAUUCAACCCCUUUGCACUGUGCUUGCUUAUGUGGAAGCUUGGAAAUUGUCGAUCUCCUUCUACAAGCUAAAGCAAACUAUUCUAUUGAGAAUAAAAUGGGACAGCUCCCUGUUGAAGUUACAGUCAAUAAAAAUAUCAAGGAUUUAUUGUGUAAAUAUAUGGGAGAUACUUCAGAUUUGCCAGAAACUUUUGAAGGAUAUCUAAGCAUCCCUAAAUUAAUUGGAAGCAAAAAAGUAUGAGCUGUUUUAAAGCCUUUAGAAGGAGAAUUGUGUUUAUUUGCUAAUAAAGAUAAAUGUAGAGAUUCUUUAGCAGCUAAGGUUUAUAAAUUAAAUGAAGCUCAAGAGAUCAAAAGGUGCAAAGAUAAAUUCAAUAAAAAAGAUGGGUUUAGGUUUCAGAUAUCUAUGAAAAUGGGUAAGCCGAAUUAUUUUAUAGUGGAAUCAGAGGAAGCUGCAAAUGUGUGGGUUAGAAAUAUUUUUGGAGCACUUCUAUACAGGCAAAACAGGUCGAAAACUUAUAAUACGGAAUAAAUCUUUUUGUUGUGAUUUUUUUCCUGAAGACAUUUUCUUGGCACAAUUUUAUCCUCUUCAGAUAUUUUCUCCGAAAAACCGCUAUUCUUCUGUCAUAUGUUUAGCAAGGAAAAAGUUUCACCAUUAGGCCGAUAAAAAUAUCCGGAAGAGGAAAUGCCAUUAGGAAUAGAUGUGUAGCCUUUAUAAUACUAAAUAUGAAUCUGCAUUAGGAGAUUUUUCAACAAUUGGUGAUGUAGGAUAUGAUGAUUUUGAAAUAAUUCAGCAAAUUGGUACUGGAAGUUUUGGGGUCGUUUAUUUGGCUAAGUCUGUUGGCCAUUAUUUAAUAUAUAAAUAUAAUACUAUACUACGUUUAUUAGAAGAAAUCUAUUAGCUUGAAAGUUUUUUACUAUUAAUAUAAAUUGAGUAAGAAAAAAAAAUACUGAAGAAACAUAUGCACUAAAAGCAAUGCUCAAAGAGAAAUUAAUAAGGCAAAUUAAAUUAAAUUAAACUUCUUACUUCCCCCGAAAGGGAACAAAAAGAUUUUGUUCUCUCAUGGAGGGGUUAAUGUUUUUGUUUUAGAAAAUUUAAAAUAAAUUUUAGUUCCUUCAUGAGGAAGGGUGAUACCCAGGAAAAAAGAAUCACAGUCUUCUGAACUUGAGGAAAGAACCUGUGGUCCAAGAAUCAUCCAUAUGAUCAUUGCUUGGACAGAAAUGGCCACCAGCUGGCUCCCAAGGUCAUCCACCUCAUACGGCUGCCAUACAGCAAACAUAAAGUUAGAAUCAAAGGGCUUGAACCUUGGUUUAGUUUAUAAAAGCUAUUUUGGCCCUGGCAGUAGUGUGUCACCAGCAAGGACAUAUAUUACUGCAUCUGCCAUAUUAAUGUUAAUAAGGCAAGGAUACACAAAGUAUGCAAUUGCUGAAGUCCAUGUUUUAAGCAUUGCUGAUUUUCCAUUUAUAAUAAAGCUUUAUUAUUCAUUUCAAACUGCAAGAAUGUUGUAUUUAGCAUUGGAUUACUGUCAGAAUGGCUCUCUCAGUGAUUUACUUCAGAAAGUUAACUAUCUGCCAGAAAGGUAUGCAAAAAUUUAUAUAGCAGAACUCAUUGUGGCAAUCGAAUAUUUGCAUGAAAAUAACGUCAUUUUUAGAGACUUGAAGCCCGAAAAUAUUAUGUUUGAUAAUAAAUGGCACAUAAAACUAGUAGAUUUUGGGCUUUCAAAAGAAAAUAUGAAAGAUGAAGAUGUCUCUAUGUCAUUUUGUGGAUCUCCCGCAUAUUUAUCUCCUGAAAUGCUUAAUAAAACAGGGAUUAAUAAAUCUGUCGACAUAUAUGGAAUUGGCUGCAUAUUAUACGAAAUGCUCAGCGGAUACCCUCCUUACUAUUCAGAAAAUAUGACAAACCUUCUUCACAAAAUUGUCUCUGCAAAACUAAAAUUCCCUCAUUAUGUUGGAAAAUGUGCAAAAAAUUUAAUAAAAAAGCUACUAGACCGAGAUACCUCCAGACGUCCUAAAUUUGCUGAAAUAAAAUCUCAUGAAUUCUUAUCAGAGAUAGAUUGGGAGGCAUUCAAAAAUGGAAUUGUGCCAACUGUUUCUUGGGAAUUUUAA
Blepharisma stoltei is the source of this 2738-nucleotide messenger RNA. The record is from the annotation of a GenBank genome assembly. NCBI's taxonomy places the organism in Eukaryota, Ciliophora, Heterotrichea, Heterotrichida, Blepharismidae.